UUACUUUUGCUAGCUUGCUCUGUGGUACCUAUACACAAUUUCAAACAGAUAUUGCUCGAAAACAUAUUUCUUGUAAAAUUAGAAAUCUUUGACGGUUUCUCUAGUUUUACGCGUUACAACAAGAUAAUUCAAAAUGUCUCACACUAUUUUGCUGGUUCAACCUGGUCCAAGGCCCGAAACUAGGACAUACUCAGACUAUGAAAGCGUCAACGACUGUAUGGAGGGUGUUUGCAAGAUAUAUGAAGAGCAUCUCAAGAGGCGAAAUCCAAAUACACCAACCAUCACAUACGAUAUUUCCCAAUUGUUUGAUUUCGUUGAUCAGCUUGCUGACCUGAGCUGCCUAGUGUACCAAAAAUCAACAAACACAUAUGCUCCAUACAAUAAAGAUUGGAUCAAGGAGAAAAUAUAUGUAUUACUACGCCAAGCUGCAGGACAGAGUGAUUAGGUUUAAAUUGCUGUUACAAGAUUAUUAGGACUGUUUGGGAAGGAAUGCCUAUUCUAUGCCCAAAACAGGAGACUUUGAAAAAAGAAUUCUAUUAUAAUGUGACUCCAAGGCAAAGUGUUUUGAGUAUGUGUGGUAAAGACUUUCUGCACCUGUAAAUCUUAAAAUAAGAUUAUCCAUUGAAACAAAUUAAUAUUAAGAGCUAAUUCACUCUCUAUAAAUGAUUUUCUGUUACUUAGGUAAUAAGUAA
Chilo suppressalis (striped riceborer) is the source of this 692-nucleotide messenger RNA. Lineage: Eukaryota; Metazoa; Arthropoda; Insecta; Lepidoptera; Crambidae. The record is from the annotation of a GenBank genome assembly.